Molecule: messenger RNA, 9309 nt
Organism: Closterium sp. NIES-65
Lineage: Eukaryota; Viridiplantae; Streptophyta; Zygnematophyceae; Desmidiales; Closteriaceae
Source: the annotation of a GenBank genome assembly
AUGCCCGCCUGCUCGUCCCGCGCCGCUGCCGCCCUCGCCUCCGCCGCACCCGCGUACGUCGAGCCGCUCGCUCAUCAUGCGCUGCCGCCUGGGAAGCGCGACCGUCCCUCCGCCGCGCUGUUGCGCUGGCGCUCCUUUGGCUGCCAGAUACGGUCCAGCGCAUUGGCGGCGGGUGACGAUCGCAGCGCGUGCGCGGCGGAACUGCUGCGAUUCCUGGAGGAGGUGAGCGUGGCGAGGUGUGACUAUAAUCAAAUGGGUGAACGAGGGCGGGGACGUAUUCGACUUCCCCUUCUCCGCCCGCCUGCCCUCCCCCCUCCUGCUGCCGCUCUCCCCCGCCUCCUCCCCGUCCCCCUCUCCCCCACCCUCUGCGCCCACCCGGUUCGACCUUCCGCCGUGCCCCAGGUGCGCUCACGCCCCUCAUGCCCCAAUCGUCCCCCAGAGCUUCCUGUCCCUCCCUGCCUCUGCCGCACGUCCACUUGCCUGUCUUCACUGCGCUGCCCUCUGCUCUGCUCCCUCCGUCCUGCCAUGCCCCCUGCCGUGCGCACUGCCUGCAGCCCUGCCGCGGAGCAUGCAAGGGAGGAUGGUGUGGAGGACGAGACACAGGAUGGCGGCGAAGCAGCAACACUAGAUGAGAGUGUGGUGGGGGAGCAACAGGGGACGGAGGGUGGGAAUGGAGGAGGAGGAGGUGAAGGGGAGGGGGAUGAGGAGGAGGAGCGGGAGGAGGAAGGGGAGAGGCGGCGUGCAUGUGAGGUUGAUGCUGAUGUGGGUGGGGGGGACGGGAGGAGCAUUGGAGGAGCUUUGAGUGUUGAUGCUGCUGACGCUGCUGAUGCCGGUGUGAAUGCUGAUGCUCAUGCGCAUGCUGCUUCUGAUGCGGUUUCUGAUGACGAUGAUGGCACAGCUGACGUUGUGUGCAUGGACACGGAUGAAGAUACCUGCACCGCAGCAGACCCCCCUCAACCCCCCCACACCGCCACAAAUGCAACCCCUCCCAGCGCGGGCGCGGGUGAGGAGGAGGAGGAGGGGGCGGGCGAGUGUGUGGUGGUGACGCUGCAGGUGGGGGCGCCCCUGCAGGCCAUGCUGCACUCGCACUCGCACAUGCUCGCCCGCCUGCACUCCACCCUGCCCCCCCACGCCCCGCGCCCCCGCCCCCUCGCCUCCUCCCUCUCAGGCGCCCCCAUCCCCGUUGAGGUCACCCUCCCCGCCAGCCCCCCUGGUGGUUCCGCGCAAGGGGAGCUGGGGGAGGGGAAGCGGGGAGAGGGGAGCGGAGGGGGCGCGGGUGGUAGCAGGGGUGGCAGGGAGGGGGCGCAGGAGGAGAGAGGGCAAGGGGAGGGAGGGGUGGAUGGGUGGCGGUCGGGCAUUGGAGGGAUGGAGCGAGGGAGGAAGAGGGGGAGGGAGGAGGAGGGGGCGGAGGGCGAGAGCAGCAGCCGCAUGUACGAGGUGGGGCGUGCCCACUCACAAGCACACGCGCUGCCUGCUGGGGAGGCGGGUGGCGCGUCAGAAAUCCAAAGGGAGACGGGAGCUGGCACUGGUGGUGCCGGCAGUGGCAAUGGUGGGGGCAGCGGCGGUGGUAGCGGGAGCGGUAGCGGUGGUGGGAGCGGCAGGGGUAGGGCAGGAGGGGGAGGCGGGCAGGGUAGCAGCGAGGGGGGGGGAAGGGCAAGCAGCUUCAGCGGGCAUGAGUGGCAGGCAGGGCAAGUGCAGCAGCGCCACGCGCCUACAGCAUCCAGAGACCCUCUCGGGCUGCUGCUCACACAGCAGCGUGCCCCUCCACCCACCCCCCACCCGCCCCUGUCGCACGUGCCCGUGCCCAUCCCCAUGCCCGACCCCUCCUCUGUGCCCAUCCCCACCGUCUCCUCCUCCUCCGCCCUCGCCGCCUCCCCCUCCGCCCUCGCCCCCUCGCUGCCCUCGCUGCCCUCGCUGCCCUCCCUCGCCUCGCUCUCCUCUCUCCUGCCUGAUGCUCUGGAGGGAGCGCGGACUGACGCGUGGGGGGAAGGGGGCGGGGCUGGGGGGAGUGGCGGGGGCAGGGGAGGAGAGGCCGUGGCAGGGGCAGGGGGAGGAGAGGGCGAGGGGGGCCGUGGGGGAGCGGGAGUGGCUGGGCGGGCAGCAGCAGGCGGGGCAGGGUGGAGUGGGUGGGGCGGCGGGGGAGGAGGGGCGGAUGGGGGUGCAGCGGCAGGGGGGGGCGUGGGGAGGACGGGGGAGGCGGGGGAGUGGGUGGCGAGGCAUGUGUGGGAGGGGAGGCGGGCGGAGGAGGAGGAGGGGCGGAGGCGGGGCGAGCUGGCUGCAGCGGCAGCGAGGGCGCAUGAGGAGUGCGUGCUGGAGGAGGCUGACGGCAUCUGGGUGAGUGGGGGGGCAGUGUCGUCAGUGGGUCAGGGGUCGGCCAACCGUUGCCUGCUCGCUGCAGCUUCCCCUGCUGCCACCACCUCUGCUGCUGCUGCUGCUGGCGGCACUGGCAGCACAGAGGCAGGCAUAGGGGGCGCAUGGAGGGAGAUGGGGAUGGGCGAGGAGGGCGGGGCAGAGAAGGGAGACGCAUGGAGGGUGCGGGCGGGGGGCAGCAGUCAGUGGGACUACGUGUUGCAGGAGAUGGCAUGGCUCGCCCUUGAUUUCCAACAGGAGCGGCUGUGGAAGAGAGCAGCGGCGAGCCACCUAGCCACUUGUGCACAGAGGGUGGGCAGGGAGAGGGCAGAAGGUGCAGGCGAGGGGAGGGCGGGGCAUGAGCCGAUGCAUGGACGAGGAGGGGAGGAGGAGAGGAGAGGGGAGCGAAGUGACGAGGGAAGGGAGGAGGAAAGCAAGGCAGGUUGGAGAAGCUGUGGUGCUGCUAUGGCUCGCCCUCUCUCCUCGGGGCAAGGCCAGCGGACAGCACGCGAUGGUGGCGGGCCGAGGAACCGGAAGCAAGAGGAGGGGGCGUAUGGGGACGUGGAGGGGAAGGGCGCGGGGAGAAAAGCGAGGGUUCAAGUGGAGGUGCCAGGGGGAGAGGCUGGCAGAGGGGCAGCGGAAAAAGGGGCAGAGGGGCGACGGGCGGAGGGGGAAGGGGGCAUGGAGGGAGGGGCAGAGGGUGGAAGCGGCGCAGCAGAGAGAGGGGCGAGUGCACCGGUGACGCCAGAGAGGGAGGAGGGCCGAGGGGCGGACAUGAGCUGCAGUGACUGGUGGUCGUGGGUGGACGAGGUGAGGGGCGCGGUGAAAGAGGGGCGAGGUGAGGGGCGAGGUGAGGGGCGAGGUGAGGGGCGAGGUGAUGAUGGGGUGAUGGCCCGCCUUACCCAUGUACGCCUUUCCACCCCAUGUACGGCUUUUCUGCCCAUGUACCGCCCACGUAUGCCUUUUCUGCCCAUGUACCGCCCACGUAUGCCUUUUCUGCCCAUGUACCGCCCACGUAUGCCUUUUCUGCCCAUGUACCGCCCACAUAUGCCUUUUCUGCCCAUGUACCGCCCAUGUAUGCCUUUUCUGCCCAUGUACCGCCCAUGUAUGCCUUUUCUGCCCAUGUACCGCCCACGUAUGCCUUUUCUGCCCAUGUACUGCCCACGUAUGCCUUUUCUGCCCAUGUACCGCCCACGUAUGCCUUUUCUGCCCAUGUACUGCCUACCUACAUUCCCUUCUCACCACUAUCUGCCCCUCUCGUUUCCUCCUGCUUCCAUUUUCAACCCCCUUUUUCCGCACCCCGUCCCUCUUCCCCCCACUUUACAGGACCACAUGACACUCCCCCCUGCCUCUUCCCCCGACCCCUUCCCCCUCCUCCUCCCUGACUUCCUCCUCUCCCCCUCCCCCUCUCACCCCCUCCCCUCGCUCCACCCGUCCCCCUCUCCCCACCUCUCGUCCCAACCCCAUGCAUCUAUCCCCAUCCACCCUCCCUCCGCCUCACCCCUCCCUGCUGCCACUGCCCCUUUUGCUGCCGGGUCUGCUUCCAUGUUGGAUGUCCCAGUGGGGCUGGGCGGGCGGGCAGGGGUAGCUGUGAAGGAAGAAGGGUAUUUAGGUGGGGGGACAGAGAAAUGGGGAGAGGACAAGGGGAGGGAGGACAUGGGGAGGGCAGGUGGGCAAGAGGUGGUGGGGGGAGUGAGCGGCGCAAGGGAGGGGGAGGAGGGGGUGCUCGAGAGGGCGGUGGCAGUGGGGGUGCAGGGGCAGAAGCAGCAGCAGGGGGGUGUUGGUGCAGUGGGGCACAAGGGGCAGCAGAUAGCGCAGAGGCAGCAGGGGAAGAAGCAGGUGCAGGUGAGGCAGCGACCCCUCACACAGCUGCAGCAGCGCAAAGAGGGCGAAGCAGGGGGAGACGGCUUGUGUGGGGAGAGAGAGGGGGAGGCGGAGGGGUGGGCGGAGGUGAGGAGGAGUGAUGGGGACUCUGGUGAGCCGAGUGCGAUGCUAUUGGCGGGGCAGAAACAAGCAGGGCAGGCAGCAGGGGGUGCAGGGCAGCACGGCGCAAUGGCGGGAGAUGGGGAGACGGGCGGGGUGAGUGUUGCAAGGGUGGGGGGCGAAGGGGCGGGUGCAGGGAUGCAGGGAGUGGGAGCACAGGAUGGGGGGAAGGCGCAGCUGGCUCAGGGCAGUGGUGCAUUGGGGGCAGGGGGUGCAGUUGAGGCGGCACAGCUAGCAGGGAGCGCAGGCCCGGGCAGAGGGGGGUUGGGCAGAGGAGGGUUGGGCAGAGGGCAAGGUAUGAAAGGCGUGGGGGCGAAGGGAGGGGGCGAGGGGCGAGGACGUGGAACAGGGGCAGGGAGGGGGCUGGGUGGGACGAAGGUGGGUGGCAUGGGGAGGGGGGGCAAGGGGAAGCAGCAGGGGGAGGGGCGCGGGCAGAAGGGGAAGGCAUUGGGAGUGGGGGAGAGAGGGGGUGCUAGUGUGGAAGGGGAAGGGGCAAUGCAGCAAUGCGCAUGGGGUGGGAAGCAAGGGCAGGGCGUGGCCGCAAGGGAGGCUGCAGCAGCAGCAGGAGGGGGAGGGGGAGGGGGAGGGAAGGCGGGCAGCAAGGAUGGUGGCAUGUUGGCUGCGUCUCCCUCCGCUGACCGCUCUUCCCAGGACAUGGCGGGUGGCAGAGGCGAGGGAGAGGUGGAGGGGGGCGCGGAGCAGCAAGGCAUGGGUGGUGGGCAGAGGGGGGUGGGAGUUGCGAUUAGUGCUGAUGCGGGAGCAAGCAGUGUGGGUGGUGGGGGUGGGGGUGGGGGUGGGGGUGGGGGUGGGGGUGGGGGUGGGGGUGGGGGUGGUGAGGGAGGCAGUGUGUGCAGCCCAGCAGUGGGAGCAGCGGCGGCAACAACAGCAGCAGGGGAUGCUGCUGCUGUGGCUGGCAAGCAACGCCAGCGCCCAUCUGCUCACCGCAAGCCCAAGGGUCCUCCUGCUUCCCCAAAGGUCACAUGUGCGCCCUCUGCCAGCCCCGCCCUCCCUCCUCGCCUGGCUGCUUCUGCUCCCUCCGACGCCACUGCUGCUGCUGAUGGCGCGGCAUUGGCCACAGCCACUGGCUCUCAGCCUGCUGCGAUAACACCCUCGCUGCACCCCCACACCCAUGUGCUCGCUGGGGCGAGGAAGCAGGGGCAGGCAGAGGGCGGGGAGGGGGGAAGGCUGGAGACGGAUGGUAGAGAUGGGGAGGCAUGGGCGGAAGGCAUGGGGCGGGCCGAUGGCGAGGUGGGCGGCGGGAGGAGGGACGUGGCGGCGGGUGGCAUGGGCAGGGAGGCGAAGAAGAAAGGCAGCAAGCGACAGUCGGUGAGUGGCAGCAGGCAGGGAGACAUUCUAGGAGCGCACGCCCUGCCACCUGCCACCACACCCUCGCAAGUGGAGGCAGCAGGCGCUCUCCCUCUGCCGCCCGCCCAUGGCGAUGUGCUGGGCGGGUCCCCGGGCAGCAUGGACCUCGCUGCUGCACGCGUGCCUGGCAGCGAUGUUGCUGAUGAUGCUGAUGGUGCUGAUGACGCCCUGCCAUGGUCUCCCAUGGAGGAGCAGGUGCUACUGGCAAUGGUGAGCGACCUGGGCACCAACUGGCGCCUUCUUAAUCGCAAUGCCCCCCCUUCCCGCCCCUCCCUCCCCAUGGUGUGCCCUCCCUGGCAGGUGCUACUGGCAGUGGUGAGCGACCUGGGCACCAACUGGCGCCUUGUCACCGAUGUGCUGCUCUCCAUCACGCACCUCACUGGCGUGUAUCGCAGUCCCAGUCAGUGUGAGCGCCGUCACAGCGCCCUCCUCUCCUCGCCCCCUGUCCCCUCCUCUGCGCCCUUAAAGUUGGAGGCACAGGAGUUGAAGCAGCAGGUGCAGCCACACGCCUCUCACCUCCUCGUCCUCUCCAACGUCGCUGCCUCCUCGCCCUCCGCGCCCAUGCCACCCAGCCCCUUGGAUCUCAGCAGCAGCCCCCCGCUCCCACCAGUUGAUGCACCCACGCUCUCUCUCACUACUGCUGCUGCUGCCACAUAUGCUGCCUCGGGAGCCACACUGCCAGCCGCCACCAUUGCAACAGCAGCAGCGGCAGCAGGGGCUGGCAGUGGUGCAGAGGGGGCAAGUGGUGCAGCAGUGGCAUCAGCAGCGUCUGCAAACUAUGUGUCAGCAUCAACCCCACCACAGGCCCACAUGCCCACUCAGUCAAUCGCCUCUCGCACUUCCCUCCCCUCCCUGCCACACUUCCCUUCCUUCUCCACUACACUCCCCCACCCCGCCUUCCAAUCCCCUUCACCUUCUCCCCACACCCCUCCCUUUCCCAGCAGACCCACUCCUCCUCCCACUCUCCCGCUCCCUCACUCCAUGCCCAUUGCCUCCCCGCCCUCUCUCUCCACCACCCCCCCUCCUCCUGUCACGGGACCCAUCCCCCAAGUCCCCCCAGCCCCCAUGCAAGUGUCCUCUGCUGCCACUGCUGCCCCUACCAUGGCCUCACCGACACCUGCUGCAAUGGCUGCCACAAAAACAGGCACUGCCACUGCACACUCUGCUUCUCCCUCCGCCCCUGCUGCCUCCCCCUCCCUCCAUGCAUCUUCCACUCUCCACACUGCCUCUGCUGGAGCCGCUCCCACUGCCACUACUCCGUAUGGUAACCAGACGGCCAUGGGACACAGUAACCAGACGGGCAUGGCACAUGGUAACCAGACGGGCAUGGCACAUGGUAACCAGACGGGCAUGGCACAUGGUAACCAGACGGGCAUGGCACAUGGUAACCAGACGGGCAUGGCACAUGGUAACCAGACGUCCAUGGCACAUGGUAACCAGACGUCCAUGGCACAUGGUAACCAGACGUCCAUGGCACACAGUCAUGGUGGGAGCAUGUCACAAGCCUCUAUGCAUGGCCAUGGCCGCUCAUCUCCUCACGGGGUACCUCAUGGCUAUGCACCUCCACACACCCACCCACAUCCCCAUGCACACUCAUACAGCCAUACAUACACCCAUGCACACACCCAUGCGCACACCCAUGCGCGCACGCAUCCUCACGCCCAUCCUCACGCCCAUCCACACAUGCAUGCCCACAUGCAGCAGUCGGCACUGCCAUUCCCCCAGUCCCCUGCACAUGCGCACCCACAUGCCUCUGCCCUCCCGCCAUCGUCCACACCCCACGCCCCUUCGCCUACAACCGCCCCGCCACAUGGCCCCCCAAGGGCUCCUGCUGCUGGGGGCGUGGCUAAGGGACCGUCAGCGCCCGUGGGGGGCACAGGGGGGCGCAGCGCGGGUGGUGGUGCAGGUCGGGGGGCUGGUGGGAAUGUGCAGGGGGGCAGAGGAAGGGGUGCGGAGGUGGCGGGGAUUGCAUUGCCGGGCAGCAAAGCGACAGUGCCUCUCAGUCAAUGCUUGCCAGGCCUCCCGUCCCUGCCCACUCCUCCCUCUCUCCCCGCCCCUCCCUCUCUCCCCACUGCCACCUCUCUCCCUACCCCCCCAUCACUCCACACAGCACAGACGGUGGGUGCCCUACCUCAUUCUGCUCCCGCCCAUGCUCCUGCCACACUCCCUGCCUCCUCUGCUCCUCCACCCUCUUCCCUGCCCCCGUCUCCCGUUACUGCUGUGCCUUCCGCUGCCACCGUGUGUGCCACUGCUGCCAUGCCUGCCACUGCUGCCCCGGCCACUGCUGCCGUGCCGUCUACUGCUGCCCCGGCCACUGGCAACCGAACUGUGCCAUUGGCCUCUGCUGUCCCCUCCUCCCAGCUGCCUGCUGUCGCCUCCUCCCAGCUGCCUGCUGUCGCCUCCUCCCAGCUGCCUGCUGUCGCCUCCUCCCAGCGGCCUUCUGUCGCCUCCUCCCAGCAGCCUUCUGUCGCCUCCUCCCAGCGGCCUUCUGUCGCCUCCUCCCAGCAGCCUUCUGUCGCCUCCUCCCAGCAGCCUUCUGUCGCCUCCUCCCAGCUGCCUGCUGUCGCCUCCUCCCAGCGGCCUUCUGUCGCCUCCUCCCAGCAGCCUUCUGUCGCCUCCUCCCAGCAGCCUUCUGUCGCCUCCUCCCAGCAGCCUUCUGUCGCCUCCUCCCAGCAGCCUUCUGUCGCCUCCUCCCAGCAGCCUUCUGUCGCCUCCUCCCAGCAGCCUUCUGUCGCCUCCUCCCAGCAGCCUUCUGUCGCCUCCUCCCAGUCACCCCUGGGCCGUGGAAGCAGCGGUCAUGCGGCGAGUGCAGGAGGGGUGGGCAGAGGCAGGGGCGCGCCAGUCACAGGGCGUACCCAACCGCGCGGCUCCCCCAUUAUCAACCGCACUUCCCUCCCCUUCCCCCGCGUGCAUUGCCCCCCUGCGCGCACCCUUAUCCCCUCUCCCCUUAUCUCCCUCAUCUCAUCAUCCCUCCACCUGUUCUCUCAUCGCGACCCCCACCGAACUAACUCCUGCCCGCGUAGCGUCUCCACACCACCCAUCCCUGAAAUGGCGGGUGCUCUUGCCCUGCGCGUCCCCGUGGCGGCGGCAGCCAUGCCGGCCGCCGGCCUGACUCAACCCGCUGUACACUCCCUAAGGCGCGCCGCACUCGUGCCGCUGCGUGUACGUCAAGCCGCCUCACUCGCCGCGCAGCAGCAGGCGAAGCGCGGUGCCGUAGUAGCGCCGCGCAACGUGGCAAUGGCUGAUUCGCUGACGGCGGAGGAGGAGGGCGCGGCGCGUCAGUCGUACCCGGCGGGCGUGCAUCGGUACGAGGCGAUGGUGGUGCUGCGACCCGACCUCACGGAGGACGAACGCGUCGCGCUCACCGAGCGAUACGAAGAGUUUCUCGUGGCGGGCGGCGCACUGGACGUGGAGAUCUUCAACCGCGGCAUGCAGCCUUUGGCGUAUAGCAUAAAGACAAAGAACAUGGGCGGCGUGAUGAGCCGCUACCUGGACGGCAUCUUCUUCCUGUUCAUCUUCGCCGCGCGCUCCGAAGCGCAGGUGAAUCUGCAGCAGCGCCUCAACCGCGACGAUGACGUCAUCCGCUCCACCACCUUCCGCCUCAAGGCGUGA